GAAAAGAGAAGAUCUUUUGUAAGAAAAUCUCGAAAUGUCUUUAGGUUACGCAGAGAAACUAUCUUUCAUCGAAGAUGUUGGUCAAGUGGGCAUGGCUGAAUUCUUCGACCCAUCUCAUGUUCUGCAAUGCAAGAUUGAACAACUUGCUAAGAUGAUUCAAAAGAGUAAGCAUCUAGUGGUCUUUACAGGUGCAGGCAUCUCGACUUCUUGUGGUAUACCUGAUUUCCGAGGCCCCAAAGGCAUUUGGACAUUACAGCGUGAGGGUAAAGAUUUACCCAAAGCAUCUCUGCCAUUUCAUCGUGCAAUGCCGAGCAUGACCCAUAUGGCUUUGGUUGAACUAGAAAGAGCUGGCAUUUUAAAGUUUGUCAUCAGUCAGAAUGUGGAUGGCUUGCAUCUACGAUCUGGAAUACCAAGAGAGAAGCUCUCUGAACUGCAUGGAGACUCUUUUAUGGAGAUGUGCCCAUCAUGUGGAGCUGAGUACCUACGUGAUUUCGAGGUGGAAACUAUUGGAUUAAAAGAGACCUCAAGAAAGUGCUCUAAUGCGAAGUGUGGUGCUAAACUCAAAGAUACGGUCUUAGAUUGGGAGGAUGCUUUGCCUCCAAAAGAGAUUAAUCCUGCAGAAAAACAUUGCAAAAUGGCUGAUCUUGUACUCUGUUUGGGUACCAGUUUGCAGAUAACCCCAGCUUGCAACUUGCCUCUCAAGUGUCUCAGGGGUGGAGGCAAGAUCGUGAUUGUUAAUCUUCAGAAAACCCCAAAGGACAAGAAAGCUGACGUAGUGAUUCACGGUCUUGUUGAUAAGGUGGUUGCAGGUGUCAUGGAAGCUCUCAACAUGCAAAUUCCUCCAUAUGUCAGAAUAGAUUUCUUCCAGAUAAUACUAAACCAAUCCCUAAGCAAAGACGAAAGGUUCAUUAACUGGACCCUUCGUGUUGCAAGUGUUCAUGGAUUAACUUCUCAGCUACCCUUCAUCGAAUCAGUUGAGAUUUCAUUCUCAGAUGACAAUAAGUUCAAAGAUGCAGUUCUCGAUGAGCAGCCUUUCAUCAUUAAAAGGAGAACAACCGAAACCGAAACAUUUGAUAUAUUCUUGAAAAUUAACUACAGUGAGGGUUGUGACUGUCUCUCCACCAAAAUUAGCAUUCCCUUCAAAUUUGAGGUUUCAAGAGAAGAGCAUGAGGAGACUAUUGACAAGGAAGCUGUGCUGCAAAGCCUGAGAGAGAAAGCAGUUGAAGAAUCCAGUUGCGGGCAAAGCGGUGUGGUUGAGAGAAGAUUUGUUUCUGAACCGAGAAGUGAAACCAUUGUGUAUGCAACUGUGACCAAUCUCAGGACAUUCCAUUGUCAACAAUCUGUGCUUGCUAAUGGAGACCUCAAAUGGAAGAUGGAAACGUCUCGUAAACGUUCUAGAACCGGGAAAAGAAAACCAAGGGCAUAGGAAGAAGAAAAAAGAAGAAAGAAGAAAGGUCUCUUCUUUGUAUAUAAACGAACCUCUAAGUCUAACCGGCAAAAAUUGGGAAUAUGGAAAGUUAUCGGCGUUUUAAGAGCUGAGUGAAUUUUGUGUGCUUUUUACUCACACUCGGUUCUCUUAAACCGGAAUUAUCCAGGGUUUAAGGCUAAACUGUGUUAGUAGCAGCUAUUGUAACUUUGACAUGUACUUGGUUUGCAUUCGAUUUGAUCGGAUGUAUUACAAAAAAGUUACAAUAUAAUCUAGAAAUCGUC
Molecule: messenger RNA, 1710 nt
Organism: Eruca vesicaria subsp. sativa (arugula)
Lineage: Eukaryota; Viridiplantae; Streptophyta; Magnoliopsida; Brassicales; Brassicaceae
Source: the annotation of a GenBank genome assembly